CCAGCAAUUGCAUCUGAAUAGCAUGCGACGGUCGACGACGUCGUCGUGCUUCUCUCCGUCUCUCCCUCUUUAAUAGCCUGGUCCCUAAUCCCCACCGCUCCGCUUGCUCUGCCGCUCUCGCUGCCUCCUGUUGCUGCUCCCCACUCUCCUGCCUACUUUCUGCUCCGUUCUGUUCGCCGCACAGCUCGCGCCCCUCCAAAUUCUCGCCGCACACACCUUGUUUGAAUUACUCAAAAUCCCGCCUUCCAGACGAUGACUGUGUCCAACGACCCUGGCAGCAAUCACGAGGCCGUUGCUGCCAUGUCCAAUUCGUCUUCGUCUUCCCCGGCCGCUGGCGGCAGUGCGCCCGUAGGCGAUGAAACUGCCUCGACCAUUACCGUGAACACCAAGACGCCAGCCGCUUUUCCGCCGCCCAAGACGGACAAGCCUCGACCGCACACCUGCGGUACCUGCCAGCGCGCCUUCGCCCGGCUGGAACAUCUGAAGCGUCAUGAGCGGUCGCACACCAAGGAGAAGCCGUUUGAAUGUCCCGAGUGCACACGGUGCUUUGCCCGUCGCGAUCUUCUGCUGCGCCACCAGCAAAAGCUGCACCAGACAACCACCCCGUCGUCCCGUCCACGAAACCGCCGGGAGAGUGCCAGUGGGCCAACGCCAGGGGCCAGUCGGGUCCGCAAGAACAGCAUCGCUGGCGCCAAUGCCGCCGCCAAUGCUGGGGCUGCCUCCAUGAGGCCCAGGGCGAACACCAUCAGCCACGUCGAUGGUGCCCAUAUGCAGAUGAUGGCUGCGGCCAAUGCCACCGUCUCGAGCCGCAUUCCACCCACCCACAGCCGUCAUCCGAGCCUGGUGGGGUUACCUACCCACGGCAUCGAUGCCUUUGGCAUGGCCUCGGCUCUAGCCCACCGCGGAAACCCUCUGGGUCUCCCAAAGCUCGAAACCCAUGGUAUUAAUGGCAUGGACUUUUCGAGCGGACUUAGAACCGCCCCGCCUAUGGCGUUCGGCUCCGAAUUUGACUUUGAAGGGCUCUUCUUUGGUGCUGCUUCGGGCUCUACCAUCAAUCCGAACGCCCUGCACUAUAGCGACUCGCCACCGUCCAUGGUCAUGGAUCCGCUCUCUCCAUUCCCGCAUGGUCUCCCCGAUUUGUCAGCCGGUCAGCAGAUAGACGACGGCUUCGACUGGUUAACAGGCUUUGAGCACCACAUGUCAUUCAAUAACGGGACUACCGAGGCUGCCGUGGACGGAUCUUCGCCCUCCGCCAUAAGCACCACGAGCCAGAGCGGGAUCAGCGAUGUCAUGGUGGACGGGUCCAACCACCACACGGCUUCGGCCGGGUCGGGAUCCAUGUGGCAGUCGUCCAUGAUGCCACCUCCCCAGAUGACCAACCCGUUUUCGCUCGACAUGGGCAAUUCCGUUUUUCCAGACCUCCUCAACGGGGCGCCUCUAUCUCCGCAGCCAUCGUCAGCCAAGACAAUGGGCGACACGUACUUUUCGACCCCCCCGCCGGCUCUCAGCUCCUUGAGCUCGUCGGUCAUGCCCGGCUUGAACGGCCAGACCCUGAAUCAAGCGGUCAACUUUGGUGCCGGUCCCGAGACGCCGUCCUCGAUGAAUGGUAGUAAUCAUGGCACCUUACCCGUCUCGACAAUCACUGAUUCAACAAGAAAUGCCAUCCUAGGUGCCCUGUCGGCCUCCCAGGCGUCCCAAUUUGGUGCGCGGAGAUACUCGUUCGCCGCCACGCCCACCUCGCCGUUGACAACACAGCCGUCUCCGACUGCUAGCGCAUCCGACCCAAGCAACAGCCUCCCGAGCACCCGAGACCUCCAGCGAUAUGUCGGGGCCUACUUGCGAUUUUUCCACCCCCACCUGCCGUUUGUCCACAUACCGACGCUAUCAUUCGAAAUUCCUGCGCAAUUGGCUAACGGGCGAGACAGCGGCAUUGGAGGUACCGGGUGCUUGCUUCUUUCGAUGGCGGCCAUUGGUGCCCUGUUUGAGUUGGAGCAUCAAGCGUCAAUGGAACUAUUUGGAAUGGCCAAGAAGAUGAUUCAAUUGUACCUCGACGAGAGGAGGAAAGCGAACGUAAGAAAGGCAGAAUCUAUCCGACGCGCUCCCGUGUCGGACCCCAGUUCACAGCAGCAGGACUCCCCGGUCGAGACUCCCGUGUGGUUAGUUCAGGCGAUGCUCCUGAAUGUCGUGUAUGGCCAUAACUGCGGGGAUAAGCGAUCCGGAGAGAUUGCAUCAACGCAUGCAGCGGCAUUAGUAAGUUUAGCGCACGGGGCCGAGUUGCUGCGGCCGGCGCGCGUUGAGCCGACCAAGGACGUUGAGAUGGCGGAUGCCGACGGCGCUGGUGGCUGGAACGGUUCAGGCAGGAAGGAGGGCGACGAGCUGGCCGAGUGGCUGCGCUGGAAGACCGUGGAGGAGCGGAAGCGGACGCUCUAUGCUAUCUUUAUCCUGUCUAGCACCCUUGUGUCGGCGUAUAAUCACACGCCGGCGCUCACCAACUCAGAGAUCCUUCUCGAUCUUCCUUGCGACGAAGAGUUCUUCGCCGCCGAGAACGUCACGGCCUUCCGGGCGAAGGGCGGAGUAUUAGCAGCUAAUCACAACCGGAUGACUUUCCAUGAAGCGUUGGGAGAGCUCCUCCGCACCAACGAGAAGCAGCAGAAACGUGCCUUUACCAGCUCUGACGGAGGUUUCGGUUCGGCGGCUAAUAUCGACGACCUGCCCCCGAGCGAUUUGAAACCAAGCAGCUUCGGCUGUUUGAUCUUGAUCAAUGCGAUACACAACUACAUCUGGGAGACCCGCCAACGACACCACAACAAGGUUUGGACCAACGAGGAGACCGAGAAGAUGCACCGCCAUAUCGAACCCGCGCUCCGGGCAUGGCAUGCCGCCUGGGCCAGCAACCCGCAUCAUAGCCCAGAGCGCCCGAAUCCCUACGGUCUUGGCCCGCUCUCGGCCGACUGCAUCCCACUGCUCGAUCUCGCCUAUGUUCGCCUGUUCGUCAACCUCUCUAGGGCCAAGGAGCAAUUCUGGCAGCGGGACUGGGAUGGUAUGGCCGAGGAACUUGCACGUGGAUCUGAGAUUAUCCAGCACGCCGAGCACUCGCCAGCGUCCAACAACGCUGAUUCAGCUGUGGCCGAGCCGUCGGAAACACCAGGGGCAAGCUCGUUCCUUACUGACUCUUCGCUAAACAUGUCUUCCUCCCCCAGUUUUGCGACCUCCAAGUUUUCUCCACCUAGUGCCAUCAAUCCUGCCCUAACCCAACAUCCCACGCAAUACCAAGCGCAGACAUCCAGCAGCCGGUCCACGUCCCGCAAGGAGAAACACCUGCGGAAAGCCGCCUUUUUUGCAGCCGAGUCGCUUUCGGUUUCGGAUCGGCUUGGUGUCACUUUUGCCAACCUGACAAGCCGUGAGCUUCCCCUACAGGCGACACUCUGCGUUUUUGACUGCGCCCAGGUGCUGGCGGAGUGGGUUGCAACUCUGCAGGACCGCGUAGGCCGCUAUCUUGGGAUCCUCGGUCGCGAUAACGUUGAUCUUGGGCAGGUUCCUGCAAUUAUGCUGUUGGAAGAAGAGGACGUGAAACUUUUAGGAAAAAUCGACGAAAUCAUUCGUGGCGCAGAAGUCAAGAUGAAUAUGGAAAUGGCCCAGUCUGGCAGCGCGAGUAGCAUCGACGGCAGACAGAAGAUGGACGACAACCCGGGUUAUGCUGCGAAACUCCUGCGAGUCACGGCUUACAUGUUUGACAAAGCCGCUGUAUGGCCUGUGACUCGGUUGAUCACAUCCUGCCUGGAGACCCAUGCCAACCAUAUGCGCGCCCGUGCGGAAAAGUCAAUCAUGGCCCUCGACUAAAUCGCGGAUCAGCUGAGCGAAGCACCGGUAGAUGAAGCCCAUGGCUGAACUUCUUUCCCGUCAUCUGGAAUACGGUUUUCCGCUUGAGUCAGAGCUCGCAUCCUCGGAUUCCUAUGUUCUCCCAUCACAUUUCGGCCGAAUAUGAUACCCCCUAUAUUUCGUUCGUUUUUCUGUCCAUGGUCAGGAAGCUGUUCCUCUCACCGGGGCCGCCACCUUGCUCGAGUCGGUUUCCGCGAUAUAACCAACGGUUUCUCUUUGCAACGUUCACUUG
This is a messenger RNA of Canariomyces notabilis, 4111 nucleotides long. RefSeq lists its product as uncharacterized. Gene Ontology annotation, molecular function: DNA-binding transcription factor activity, RNA polymerase II-specific; zinc ion binding; RNA polymerase II cis-regulatory region sequence-specific DNA binding. The transcript has 3 exons. The record is from RefSeq and is a predicted model, not a curated record. Gene Ontology annotation, biological process: regulation of transcription by RNA polymerase II; DNA-templated transcription. The coding region runs from base 253 to 3840 and encodes 1195 amino acids. Lineage: Eukaryota; Fungi; Ascomycota; Sordariomycetes; Sordariales; Chaetomiaceae. Gene Ontology annotation, cellular component: chromatin.